This is a messenger RNA of Bradysia coprophila, 2750 nucleotides long. It is a transcript of the gene jp, whose product is annotated as junctophilin. Gene Ontology annotation, cellular component: plasma membrane; junctional membrane complex; endoplasmic reticulum membrane. The record is from RefSeq and is a predicted model, not a curated record. Gene Ontology annotation, molecular function: ligand-gated monoatomic ion channel activity. Lineage: Eukaryota; Metazoa; Arthropoda; Insecta; Diptera; Sciaridae.
GCCGAGGUCGAGAAGACAUCGUGUGCGAGAAAAUACCGGCAUAUCUACCGUGUUAGGAACAACGUUUUUUGCAACAGAUGACGGAAAUCAACUCUUUCUAAGCGAAAUGAUUAAUUUAUUUGGAACAUUUUGUCGUUUUAUAAUAAUUUUCACUUGAACCACAACUCGACCAUAAUGUGAUAUAAUCAUUUUACACUAUUCCGAUCGCAGCAAUCCUUUAUUUUAUGCUGACGGCGUUGUAGCUGCGACAACGUCGUUUUAUUUCAGUGUAAAUCAAACGACGCGAGGUGUGAGUCAUGGCGGACAGCAACAGCGAAAAUAAUCAGAUAAUAAUUGAUGCAGAUAUUGCAUUCAGCGAUGAAUCGGAAUGCUCAGAUAUUGAGCGGUCGGCCGCAGAGGCUAUUGAAAAAACUUUGCCGAAAAAAUCCAAAUUGAAUUAUGAAAAGGUGUACAAAAAGUUUUGUGGUUGGUGUGAAGAAAAAAGAGUGAAAGUCAUUUCAGAAAACGUGAUGUUGUGUUAUUUCAACGAAAAAUCGAAGAUUAUGAAGUCUUCAACUGUUUGGAGCGAGUAUUCGAAUCUGAAAUGCAUGAUAUACAAGGAACGACGCGUCGAUAUCAGCAAAUUUCAUGGACUCAUUGCAUUUCUGAAACGAAACGGUGUCGGCCAUGUUGCGAAAAAAUCGAGCAUUUUGACGGGCGACGAUUUCAACAAGUUCAUCAUGGAGGCAGAUGACGAUAAAUUUUUAAUGAUGAAGGCGGCAUUAAUUAUCGGUAUCGGUGGAGGAUGUCGUCGGGCUGAAUCGGCAAAAAUGUCGGUGAAAGAUGUUGUUGAUCGCGGUGACUACUUGCAUGUUUACAUCGGGGACACAAAAAACUACGAUCCAAGAGAUUUCGCUAUCACAGAAGGCGGUUUGAGAUACAAUUUAUUGGGCAUCGUGCGAAAAUACAUGUUGUUACGAAAGUCACAUACGCCUCAUGAUCGAUUCUUUGUGUGUUACCGGAAUGGGCAGUGUACAACUCAGGCAGUUGGCAUCAAUACCGUUGGGGCGAUACCCAAACGAAUUGCUACGUUUUGCGGUUUGGAUGCACCAGCUUUGUACACAGGACAUUGUUUUCGACGGAGUUCAGCUACAUUGUUGGCUGAUGCUGGUGCGGAUCUUUAUGUCAUUAAACGACAGUUUGGUUGGCGAUCGGACAAAGUUGCAGCCGGAUAUGUGCAGUCAUCUGCAACAAGCAAACGCAAAAUUUCUGCACAAAUUUUCGGAGGUGUACCUUUUCAACGUUCUUCGUCGAGCAAUGCGAUGAGUGCUAUUCCAUCUACAAGCAACACCGCUAUUCCAUCUACAAGCAACACCGCUAUUCCAUCUACAAGCACCACCGCUAUUCCAUCUGCAAGCAACACCGUUUUUCCAUCUACAAGCACCACCGCUAUUCCAUCUGCAAGCAACACCGUUUUUCCAUCUACAAGUACCACUUCUCAUGACGUUGUCGCUAAUUUGGGUGAUUCAGCUCCCAAAGAAAUUAAUCUCAACAUCACCGGUUUAAGUGACGGUAUUUCUGCUGCGCUCAUCGAAAAUAUUGAUCGAGAGGAUGCACAUGGUGCUAGUUUCGCUUCAAAACAAAUUCGGAUGAUCGGAACUGCAUCCGAUUCCGAUACGACCGGCAAUACCAGCCGUACAAUGUCACAAUCAAUUACAAUAAUUGAGGGCGCAUCUGCUGGUGCAGAUUCUUCGGAUGCCUGUCCUUCCAAAUUUUACAAAAUCUGAAUUCAACAAUUGUACAUUCAAUUUUUAUCGUACGUUUCACGGCAAGCCUUUUUAAGGAUCAUUUACUUAACUUUCGCCUGUUAAUUUUGUAAUAUUCGAGAUAUUAUAAUCAAGAUUAUAAUGCAAUACUGGAAUUUCAUUAAAUGAAUGAAUAUUGAAACUGACUUGUCGACUACUCUUAUUGCCUUGUUCCAUUGAUCAAUGUUCACAAAAACAGUGCGAGAAAAAAAAUUUCUCGCACACCUGUCGGACGACAAACUCUUUUCUCGCACAUCUGUCGCAUUGUUAAAAAAAGUGGACUCUUAUGCUAUCGACUACUACGCUAGAAAGAGUUGAUUUCCGUCAUUUAGUUGCAAAAAGUAUUUUAAGUACCAAAGUAAUACAUUUUACGUGCUUCUGGUCGGUAAAUGCAAUUUUGUGAGUACAUUUUGCGCAUUUAUCGACCAUUUUUAUUUUACAGCCCUUCCCUUCGGGUCAGGCCAUAACUUCCCCACUCGUCAAAAUAAAAAUUUGGAACCUAGGACGUAAUGUACUAUUACUUCUUGUCAUAAUUUCUCUUCUGGUACGUCGCCCAAAAUACUUGACUCUAGCUCUUCGUAAACAGUAUCCUCAAUUGACUCAUAAAAAUAUUUUGAUUAUUCGCAUCGAAUGCAAUAAAUUCAACUUUUGUGUCGAUGUCGAAGCAUUAUUUACGUCUUUCUUUCAGAACUUAUUUUAGAAAAUUUUAAUUCUAAAUAAAUUCUGAAAUUUUGUUUGGGAUUUGUUUUUAGAAUUUUCUCAGUUUUUCAGAACUAAAAUUCUCUAAAAUAAACCCUGUCCUUUAGUUAGCUGUAAUAUUCGGUUAAGCUUUACUGACUAACUACGACCAAUUACUGUCUUGCUUCGAUAAUUAAAAUCCUUGCGAAUGACAUCUCUGACUAUUUGGACCAGGAGUAGGAUCGAAUCGCAUCCAUAUUAAUGCUGGGAUGUUUGCCACAGAUCUAC